Molecule: messenger RNA, 3264 nt
Organism: Pararge aegeria (speckled wood butterfly)
Lineage: Eukaryota; Metazoa; Arthropoda; Insecta; Lepidoptera; Nymphalidae
Gene: DNAlig1
Product: DNA ligase 1
Exons: 18
Coding region: 202-2916 (904 amino acids)
Biological process (GO): DNA repair; DNA biosynthetic process; Okazaki fragment processing involved in mitotic DNA replication
Cellular component (GO): mitochondrion; nucleus
Molecular function (GO): DNA ligase (ATP) activity; ATP binding; DNA binding
Source: RefSeq, a predicted model, not a curated record
UCAAAGCACGAAAUUUUCGCGCCUUGUUUACUUCGUACUUUUAAAUAUUUCUGAAGCCCUAUGUAGUUGGUGUCAUGAGUAUUUGUAUUACUUGCAUUAACUCAUGUUUGACUCCCAAUCGCUAUCGGUAAAAAGUAAAUUAUAAGGGCAGUAUAUGCAGCAUUCACUCCCCCUUGUAAAAUAGUGUAUAAUAAAUGUCACAUGAAUACAAUCAAACUAUUUGUUAAUCGUAGAAUAGUACUUUAUUGCAAUCGCUCAGUGGCAACAGUAUUCAUUCAGCACUUUGAGUCUUUUAUUAGAACAAAUCCUGCUAAUGUGCCAGUGAACACCAGAAGUAUGUCACAGAGAAGCAUCACAUCAUUCUUUAACAUAACACCUAAGGCUAAAGAAAAAAAGGAAAUCAAAGAUGAAGUCACACCAUCACCAGAUACUUCUACAAGCAAUGAGAGCACACCUGUUAAUGGUAAUGCUAAGAGAGUUAAAAGAUCAAGAUCUAGUAGUAGUGAAACUGAGGUGAAGCGUGAGGAACCGUCGCCGCCUACUCCUGAAAAGAAAAAGAAAGUCAAGCGGCAACGUAUUGAAAGCUCAGACAGUGAAGCCGAGCAACCGUCUUGUUCUGAAGAUAAACCAACUGAAAUAAAAUUAGAAAAGAGUGAACAGCCUAAAACAUAUGACUCACCUAAAAACAAAAAGUCCAAAGCUAAGCCUGAUAGAAAAAUAAAAGUUGACAAGAGCGACGUGGAAAAGAAAGUUAAAGUAGAAAAGAAAUCUCCUUCUCCAAAGAUAAGCCCUAAAAACGAUGUUAAGAAAAGUCCUGCUAGUUACUUUACAGUCAAAGCGGGCAAAACAGACGAAAAUAGCAAGAGUAAUGGUGCUAAGACAGACAAUAUUGAAGAUGGUGAGAAAGAUAAUGUUAAAAAAGUUGCGGAAGUUGACUACAACCCAGCUAAAGCUAAAUACCACCCAAUACAUGACGCGUGCUGGUCCAAAGGCCAGGAGAUCCCGUAUCUAGCACUGUCCAAGACUCUGGAAGCCAUCGAGGCGACAUCGGCCCGUCUGAAGAUGAUAGAAAUUUUGAGUAACUACUUCAGAUCAGUGAUUGUUCUAACGCCGGAGGAUUUGUUGCCCAGCAUAUAUUUGUGUUUGAAUCAACUCGCUCCAGCAUAUCAUAGCUUGGAGUUAGGAAUCGCGGAGACGUACUUGAUGAAGGCGGUGGGGCAGUGCACGGGGCGCUCGCUGGCGCAGAUGCGCGCAGCGGCGCAGCGCUGCGGUGACCUGGGCGCGGCGGCGCAGCAGGCACGCGCGGCGCAGCGCACCAUGUUCGCGCCGCCGCCGCUCACUGUGCGCCGCGUGCUGGCCGCGCUGCGCGACGUGGCCGCCAUGACGGGCCAAGCAUCGGUGAACAAGAAAAUUAGCAAAAUCCAGUCCCUCUUCGUGGCGUGCACGCACUCUCAAGCGCGGUACUUGAUAAGGAGCCUGGAAGGCAAGCUGCGCGUCGGGCUGGCCGAGCAGUCGCUGCUGCAGGCGCUGGCGCUGGCGAGCGCCGCCACGCCGCCGGCGGGCGAGCGCGCGGGCGAGCUGGACGUUGCCGCCGACAUCAGUGCCGACGAGUUCAAGGCGCGAGUGGACGAGUUCGCACUACUCAUCAAGACCACCUACUGCGAGUGCCCCAACUACGACUUGAUCGUGCCCGUGCUGUUGCGGCUGGGCGUGCGGGCGCUGCCGGAGCACUGCCACCUCACGCCCGGCAUCCCGCUCAAGCCCAUGCUGGCGCACCCCACGAAGGGCGUGCACGAGGUGUUCAACCGAUUCGAAAACGAGGAGUUCACUUGCGAGUGGAAGUACGACGGAGAGCGCGCGCAGAUACACGUGCCCGGGGACGACGCGCCGCGGCUGGGCGAGGCGGCCAUAUUCAGCCGCAACCAGGAGAACAACACCAGCAAGUACCCGGACGUGCUGAAACGGCUGCCGGCGCUGCUCAAAGACUCGGUGAAGAGUUGCGUGCUGGACUGCGAGGCCGUGGCCUACGACCCGGCGACCGAGCAGAUCCUGCCCUUCCAGGUGCUGGCGACGCGCAAGCGCAAGGACGCGGCGGAGCGGGACAUCGCGGUGCAGGUGUGCGUGUUCGUGUUCGACCUGCUGUUCCUCAACGGCCGCGCGCUCGUGCGCCGGCCGCUGGUCGAGCGCCGCGCGCUGCUGCGGGAACACUUCCGGGAAGUUGCGGGCGCGUGGCGGCUGGCGGAGGCGCGCGACUGCGGCUCGGAGGAGGAGGUGCAGCAGUUCCUGGAGGAGUCGGUGCGCGGCUCGUGCGAGGGGCUCAUGGUCAAGGCGCUGCGCGGCGAGCACUCGCGCUACGACAUCGCGCGCCGCUCGCACAACUGGCUCAAGCUCAAGAAGGACUACCUGGCCGGCGUGGGCGACACCAUCGACGCGGUGAUCAUCGGCGCGUACCACGGCCGCGGCAAGCGCGCCGGCGUGUUCGGCGGCUUCCUGCUGGCGUGCUACGACCCCGACACCGAGCAGUUCCAGAGCCUGUGCAAGGUCGGCACCGGCUUCUCCGCCGAGGACCUGCGCCUCCUCAGCGACCGCCUGCGGGAGCACGUGCUCGACGCGCCCAGGAACUACUACAUGUGCUGUGCGGCGCUGGCGCCCGACGUGUGGCUGCGCGCGGCGCUGGUGUGCGAGCUGCGCUGCGCCGACCUGUCGCUGUCGCCCGCGCACCGCGCCGCGCUCGGCCUGCUGCACCCCGACAAGGGCGUGUCGCUGCGCUUCCCCAGGUUCGUGCGCGUGCGCGACGACAAGGCGCCCGAGCAGGCCACGUCGGCGCAGCAGGUGGCGCGCCUGUACGCGGCGCAGGACCAGGUCAAGAACAGCGGCGCCGCGGCCAAGCCUCGCGACGCGGACGACUUCUACUAGCCGCGGGCACUUCUCAUAUCUUCCUGUAGAACGACGACCUCUGACGAAACUGCGGUCCGAUGAUAGUGCGCAAGUUUAUGGAAUUAUGUUAGUUGAAUGUGGUUGGACAUUCGAGGCAGAGUCACUUAACAGAUAUUCUCGGAUAUAAGUUGCUAUUUUUAUCAAAGGUGUUGUAAAUUGUAAUUACGAGAGAACAGUGUAUAGUUGAACAGCUGCGGAUACUGCAACUUCUGUGACACAACACCAACUCAGCAGAUGUUACAAAAGCUGCGGCCGUUGCCAGUGCUGUGCCGGUCACACCGGCGGUCGUAAAGGUGGAAGGUGUACAAAUAAACAUGUUUUCAAGAU